ACAAAAGUGCACAAUUUCACUUUAAUAAAUAGAGAUUUUUAUUUUUUGAGUUUGUAUAAGGUUUAAUCCAAUGAGUAAUCUUUAUAGAUUAAAAGCUUUUGAAAUUCUAAAAGACAGAUAUUGGAUAGAAUUAUAAAUUUGGAAAGAAACUAAGUGAUUCUUAUCUACAUAUCUCUUCAAUUACUUGACACAUUGAUUUCAUUGUAUAUAUACUGUUUAGUAAAAAAUUUUUGAUCAUGUACUCAAUUAUUCAAUGAAACAAUGUAAUUUUUAAAAAAUGAUGAGAAAAACCUUUUAUUCACUGUGUUUAAGUUUUAAAUACUAUUAAUUUUUAAUUUUUAGGUAGCACAUGAAGUAAAUUAUUUUAAUUUUAUAGUAGUUAACAUACUGUUAUUUUUUUUCUUAAACACAUACUUUUUUAUUUCGAAAAUGAACUCUUCCUAGUGAAUUCUCUGUGUUCAGACUUGUCUUGAAAUGGAUAGCAAAGAAAGAGCACGAAUAAGACCCGCACAGUUGGAAAUCCUUGUAUCUUUCAUGGAAUUGUAUCCAGCUUUGGCUAUAGCACAAGGUAAACAGGAUGACAUUCCUGCUGAGAAAAGGAAAGCUUUGUGGCUGGAAUUAUAUCAUAAACUAAAUUCUGUUGAAGGUUGUCCUAACAAAACAAUGGAGAGAUGGAAAAAAACUUGGACUGAUCAGAAAACAAAAACACAGAUCAAGGCAGUGAGACUGAUUCAAAAUAAUGGACAUGGUACAAAAUUAACGCCUUUAGAAGAAAGGAUUUUAAAAAUUCUUGCUACUUCAAAUAAAGCCAAUCCAAAUGAUUCUGCAAAUGAGACUGCGGAAGUUCCUGACGCAGAUGUGGUUGUCACAAAUGGGAUUCAGUCCCUGGAAAAUCAAGAAUUGACAGAUUCUUUGUUGUCAGAAUCAAGCAGUGUCUCUGUCAUUGAAACACCUAAUAAUGUUUCAGAAUCUUUGAUGGAAAUAAUACCAACUGAUACCCUGCCUGCUUCCAGAACUGAAUUUGGGAGGAUUUUACCUGAAACACCUAUCACUUUGACCUCAUUAGAUAUUCCUACUUUGAUCAAACAAGAACCCCCAGAUGUAGACGAUCCUCAAGAAGAGAAAACAGCUGCAACUGAAUCUGUACCUCUCAUCACAACAACUCGUUCUUUACUAAACGAGUUUGCGACAUUGACUUCUAAAAAGACUGUAGAAAGAGCUAAAAAAAGGCAACGAUACAGAUUCACAAGCAAGUAUAUGACAGCCGAAAAAGCAGCAGAAUCAUUUGUAAAUAUUGCUGAAAGAAAUUGUAUUGUGUUAGAAAGAAUAGCAUCUGCAAUGGAAGCUCAAGCUGCAGAAGCUACUAAACAAACACAACUCAUGCAAGAACUAAUAGGUGUACUAAGAAAUAACAAAUAAACAAUUAUGUGAUAUA
Parasteatoda tepidariorum (common house spider) is the source of this 1435-nucleotide messenger RNA. RefSeq lists its product as uncharacterized. NCBI's taxonomy places the organism in Eukaryota, Metazoa, Arthropoda, Arachnida, Araneae, Theridiidae. The record is from RefSeq and is a predicted model, not a curated record.